UCUCGCGUAUUGUCUUACGGUUCUCACGCGUUGUGGCACUUUUCCCGACCUUAUUUACUUGUACGUUACUGCUGGUGUAGCGGUGACCGCUGGAGAUACAGUUAGGAGUCGUGCCUCGUGAUCCACUGACUCGCCUAGUUAUCAUUGAUUUUCGUUAAAUUGCUGGUUGCUGCGAUAUAAUCGCAGCUCCAGUUAGUUUAGAUAAAAAAAAUCAGUUUGUGUAUCUAUCAUAAAUUAGUGAGUUUUUGUGCUAGUGUAUUAUGGGACAGUUAAAGAUCUCACACGUCUCCUGCCAGCAGGAGGUAGUGCCGAGAGUCUAGUGAUGUUCUCUGCUUUAACAUAUCAAUUAUCCACAACAUUCCUUGAAGAACAGAAAAAGUGUGAGGGUCUCGUGGCAGCCGCCAAUAUGUCGAAGAAGCCGGCCACGCAGCCGACGCUGCACAAGGUGAUCAUGGUGGGGUCCGGCGGCGUGGGCAAGUCGGCGCUCACGCUGCAGUUCAUGUACGACGAGUUCGUCGAAGAUUACGAGCCCACCAAGGCGGACAGCUACCGCAAGAAGGUGGUGCUAGACGGCGAGGAGGUGCAGAUCGACAUCCUGGACACGGCCGGCCAGGAGGACUACGCCGCCAUCCGGGACAACUACUUCCGCUCCGGCGAGGGCUUCCUCUGUGUCUUCUCCAUCACCGAGCCGGAGAGCUUCGACGCCACGCAAGAGUUCAGGGAGCAGAUCCUGCGCGUGAAGAACGACGAGAACAUUCCGUUCCUGCUGGUGGGCAACAAGUCGGACCUGGCGGACAAGCGGCGCGUGCCGCUGGACGCGUGCCGCGAGCGCGCGCAGCACUGGCAGGUGCCGUACGUGGAGACCAGCGCCAAGACGCGCGACAACGUCGACAAGGUGUUCUUCGACCUGAUGCGCGAGAUCCGCUCGCGCAAGUCGGACGACAGCCGCGCCACCAACGGCGACGUCAAGGGCAAGAAGCGCAGGAAAAUCAAGUGCGCCAUAUUGUAGGCCUCGCCGCCCGCCCGCCGCCCGCUCGCCGCCCGCCCGCCGACCGCUCGCCGCCCGCCCGCCGACUGCUCGCGCGGCCCGCCAGCGGGUAACUUGCACGAUUGGCCGUUUGAGAACAGGAUUCAGUUUUGUCGGUCGACACGUGUGAUGUCGGCACGCAGCAUCUGAUAUGAACAUUUUAUCCGCCGCCGAUAACCGUGAAGUGAACAGUGAGUGGGCACCGUGCGGUUGUAGUGAUCCGAGCGGCCUCCGCCAGGGCGCGCUCGCGUGCAGUGUCGCGGCGUGAUCGUGUACGAGCCGCUCUAUCGCUCACUCGAACUCAAUUUACACGGAAUAGUGUUUAUUAUGGAACGUUGGGUUAAUACCGUCGCAGUCGCCGGUGACGCGGCGCACCACACUCUUGUAGUUUGUAAGCGACGGCUCUGUAUAAACUGUGCUACUUUGUACGCCCAUUACGGUGCUGGCAUUCCUCUGGGCGCUGCUCGUGAUGAAACAGACGGCGUUGUCUCACUCACUGCUGUUGACUGAGCAAUCAAUACGGUGUUUCAUUACGUGCAGUGUCCUAAUUAUUGCUUUGUUUGCUUGCAUGUUAUUCAUCUAAUUGUUGUAUUCUCUAUAAGAAAUGUAAACUAAAUGUAAAUGUGUGCGGACAUCAGUACAGUACAUGUUGGAAUUUUGGAACAAUGCAAAGUGUUGUAACCCCGUGUGGUUUCAACGUGUCUGUGCGCUGUGCGUCCGCCCACGGACGGGCCUCGCGUCGCUCGCACGCACUCACCGACGGCGUAGUGUAAGGUUUUGUAUUUAUUUUUGUAUGAUAAGUGCUAAAUGUGUCACGUAACGUGUAUGUUGAUUGGGCAUUCGUAAUUUGUAAUGAGGCGCGCGUACACACUCCGCAUACACGACGGGAGUUAUUUUAAAUAACAUUUCAGUAUUUCUAAUACAAUGUGUAAUUUGGCCCAGUUGGGCUUUUGUGGUAUGAAUCUCAUGUACAGUCAUAUAUGUAAAUAAUAAUUGUGAAUUGCAGUCGAUGUUCUGUUUGAAAUGUUGUCGAUACCGUGCAGUGUGUGCGCGCGCGCCGUAGUCUGUGGACGUGUGCACCGCUCGUGGAAUGGUCUGUGUCGUACUCGGUGUCGCUUCGUCACGGCCGCGCCGGCCGCCUGCAGCGCUGUCACGUCACGCGCGUCGUAAAUCACAACUCGGCUCUUAAAGACAAGUGGCAAAUAAAAACAAUUGAUAUAUAUGUUAUCGCUACCGCGUACAUGAGAUAGAACGGGAUGGCGACAUUUUGCGUCUAGUUCUCUCUCGAGUGUAUGACUAUCUGUCGAUAGAUCGUUUGCCCCUUAUCUUAUGGGGGGCUAGAUGACAGCCAGGCAGCGCUGGACGCGACGGUCGUCUUUCCAUAUUCGUCACAAUUUUUGUAUUGCUCGUAUGCGGACACCUUGUAAUUCUUUAUUCACAAUAUAUGUAGUAUGUAUCAAGUUAUUAUUACGGUGAAAUAUAUUCAAUUCGUGCAUUUGAAUACAGUGUUGACAGUGCAGCUGUCAAUGUGACUGAUCUGUCAGAUAUUAAUAUGUAAUAGUUGUCACAUGUGCGUACUCAUAACUAUGGACAGUCUAUAUAAAACGAGGAAUACUCGAUUACCGAGUCUCGAUAUUCCCCCCAGCCCCCUGUUCUCGCCCCCUUGUACUUUUUAUUAUAAUUCUAUCUGCUACAUAUAACUAUAGAUUGUCCAGAACGAUUCCAAUGAAACUGUUAUCAGACGAUAGAUGUCGCUGUUAGGAGAUAUUAGAACUGCUAGUGUCUACCUACUAUAUAAUACAGUGGGUAUUUGCAAUGAAUUAUCAACGAAUUGUUGAUAAUUAUAUUUAAUCAUUAUUUCUUAAACGCUUAUCCGAAUUUCGCUUUUGUUCCGCUAAGGAAUAAAGUAUUAUUUCCGUCAGCAUUUUGUAUAUUGUACUACCAUUUAACUUGAAGGGCAUAAUAUCUAAAAUUCUACUAUGAAUAGUAGUUUUUUAUAUCUUUCAAAUAUUGUUACUUUAGUGAUCAGUUAUAAUUAAAACAGAAAUAAUUGUAUUUAAAUAUGGUGUUAUACUUUAGAGACAUAAUACUGCCGUAGUACUCAGGAAUGGCAAAGCAUGAGAGGUACUGCUCAUGUCUAUAAGCGACGGUUACCACUCGCCAUGAGGUGGGCCGUCAGCUUGUUUGCACUUUCUAAGUUGGAAACUCUCACAAUGCCAUAUGACUGUACACAUGUAUGCAUGGUACACACAUACGGAUCGUGUACAUUCGAUACACACUCACUUAGGUUAUUGGGUAUAGGAUCAGUGUUUCCCAACCUUUUUUUUGUGCCGUGCCCCACUUGAACAUUUCUAAAAUAUUUAUGCCCCCAUACAUAAUUUUCCCCGACAAAGUUUACUUGACGACUCUAAUCGCCCAGUUGAUAUUUUGGUAACGUCAAACGAAAUUAUACCUAGUAAAUAUUUACAGCAUUUUUUUUAAAUUUUUUUUUGUUAAAUUUGUCACCGAUAUCUACUCGUAGCAUUGCAUUUAAACGGCUCAGACCAAGAGGGUUAAUUUUUUUUAAUUAUCAAAUUGCCCCCCUAUGGGGCGUGGGCCCCACGUUGGGAAACACCGGUACAGAUGGUACCUAUAAGGCCAGAGGUACACGCGCGGCCGUUACUGCCAACAUGUUUAUACAUUAUAAAAUAUUUUAUUGUAUUUUUAGAAUAGUUCACAUGCAUUCAGUGUUUGAAUUCCGGCCUUGGUAUUUUUUUUUUUAUUUUUUAUUAUAGAUUUAUUUAGGUGUUUAGAUACAGGUUGAAACUAUAAUAUUUUUAAAAUAAAGCUCACAUCCAACAGUGAUAUACCAAUACAAGUUAUUGCUUUUAACGGCCAGUUGAACAUCUAAUGGGGAAGCUUGCGACGGUGGCGCCGUUGGGAGUAACUUUAAAAAGUCAUAAAGGCGGGAAAAUAACGUUUUUUUAUUUCCCGCCAAUUAGAGGUGGGGUAGUUUAUGAUAAACUACCUCAUUUCUUUUACGUGAUAACACAGUGGCGCCCUCAUUGGUACGAAUUAGCAGUAAGCUUCUCUAUUAUUUCAGAAUUUGUUAAAGUUAAAUAUUCGCAUGUAGUAAAAGAAAUAUGUCGAUUGUCUAUUUUAUUUAAGUUUCAAUUGAUAUCAUAAUGCCAUACAUUGAAUAAUCAUACAUCAAAAGUGAAAUGUAAAGUUUGCAAACUGGUCGUAUGUCCGUUUACUGCAUUGGCGCGGUGUUUGUUCACCACAGUUUACAAGCGCUGCGUUAUAUAUAAUCUAUGUACUGAUAACUUCCUAUAGAUUAGUAUUAGUUUACAUAUGUACGGAACUGUAUGUAGGGACACGCACCGGAACAAACGACAGAAUGAAAAGACAAACAAGAAAUAUACUGAUUUGCAAAAUUA
Galleria mellonella (greater wax moth) is the source of this 4446-nucleotide messenger RNA. It is a transcript of the gene Rala, whose product is annotated as ras-related protein Ral-a. Gene Ontology annotation, cellular component: plasma membrane. Gene Ontology annotation, molecular function: GDP binding; GTP binding; GTPase activity. The transcript is spliced from 5 exons. Gene Ontology annotation, biological process: Ras protein signal transduction. Lineage: Eukaryota; Metazoa; Arthropoda; Insecta; Lepidoptera; Pyralidae. The record is from RefSeq and is a predicted model, not a curated record. Bases 323 to 1009 code for a protein of 228 amino acids.